Molecule: messenger RNA, 732 nt
Organism: Vigna unguiculata (cowpea)
Lineage: Eukaryota; Viridiplantae; Streptophyta; Magnoliopsida; Fabales; Fabaceae
Source: RefSeq, a predicted model, not a curated record
AUGCCUCAGGCAUCAGGCAGAGUGUACGCCAUGACUGGAGCGGAGGCAGCAGGCUCAUGUAAUCUCGUCAUGGGUCAUUGUGUGAUUGUUGGUAAAUCUACAUGUGUAUUGUAUGACUCUGGAGCGACACACUCUUUUUCGUUUGAAACUUGUGUGCAAAGGUUAGGUCUGCCAGUUUGUGAGCUACAAUGUGACCUUGUGGUGUCCACUUCGGCGUCCGGUUUGGUUAGGACGUCGUCCUUGUGCGUUAGGUGUCUCGUGGAGGUAGAAGGUCGUGUGUACAAGGUGAAUCUGAUAUGGCUACCUCUACAAGAGUUAGAGGUGAUCUUGGGAAUGGAUUGGCUCUCUGCCAAUCACAUUCUUAUAGAUUGCCGAAAGAAGAAGUUAUUGUUUCCCAACUCAAAGGAGCCUGAGUUGUUGUCAUCCCAAGGGGUUAUGAAGGAGAUCCAAGGGGGCGCUCAAUGCUACAUGAUUCUCACAAAUCUAGAGGUGGAGAAGGAAGAAAAGACAUAUGAUAUUCCGGUGGUGCUCGAGUUUGAGGAUGUGUUCCCAAGGGAGGUGCCAGGGUUGCCUCCCAAUAGAGAGGUGGAGUUCUCUAUCGAUCUGGUGCCAGGAACCGGUCCAGUAUCGAUGGCUCCGUAUCGUAUGGCUCCAGCAGAGUUGGUGGAACUCAAGAGUCAGAUUGAGGAAUUGUUGGGGAAACAGUUCAUACGACCUAGUACGUUACCAUGA